This is a messenger RNA of Pyrenophora tritici-repentis Pt-1C-BFP, 558 nucleotides long. Lineage: Eukaryota; Fungi; Ascomycota; Dothideomycetes; Pleosporales; Pleosporaceae. The record is from RefSeq and is a predicted model, not a curated record.
AUGGACGGCGUAGCCUACACCACCGGCCUCUCCCUCGACGACGACCACAAAGAAAUCCACUUCAACACAACCUACAUCGAGGGAAUCGCCCCCACGCGGCAAAAAGAGGAAAUCAUGGGCGUGCUCGUACAUGAAAUGGUGCAUUGUUGGCAGCGAGAUGCGUGUGGAACGGCUCCCAGUGGACUCAUCGAGGGCGUGGCCGAUUGGGUUCGGUUGAAAGCGGGACUUGCGCCGCCGCAUUGGAAGAGACGGGCGGAUUGUAAGUGGGAUGCUGGGUAUGAGCGUACGGCGUAUUUUCUGGAGUGGCUGGAGGGCGAGUGUGGGAAGGAUGUUGUGAGGAGGGUUAAUGAGAGGUUGGGGGUGGGGGAGUAUUGUGAGGGGGCGUUUUGGGUGGGGUGUUGUGGGGAGAGGGUGGAAAAGCUGUGGGCGAGGUAUCGGAGGAGUUUGGGGUGUGAGGAGCCGGGGCAUGGGAAGGAUGGAAAAGAUGGAAAAGAUGGAGAGGGAGAUGAGGGUGAGGGUAAGGGCGAGGAGAAAGAGGGCAAGGAAGGAGAGGAUUGA